Molecule: messenger RNA, 3966 nt
Organism: Phaeoacremonium minimum UCRPA7
Lineage: Eukaryota; Fungi; Ascomycota; Sordariomycetes; Togniniales; Togniniaceae
Product: putative cell wall biogenesis protein phosphatase protein
Exons: 4
Coding region: 1-3966 (1321 amino acids)
Biological process (GO): mRNA catabolic process
Cellular component (GO): P-body; exosome (RNase complex)
Molecular function (GO): RNA binding; 3'-5'-RNA exonuclease activity
Source: RefSeq, a predicted model, not a curated record
AUGUUUGCCAAUCCUGGAAUGGAGCAGCUUGCCAUCCAGCAGCAGAUCGAGCUCUUGCAGCAACAGCAGCAGCAGAUCCAAGCUACACACCAACAAUAUGUCAACAUGGGCAUGCUCCCGCCGGGGCAGCCCCUCGCCGCCGGCGGUGCCUACAAUCCCUUACAGCCGGGCAUGACAAACAUGUCACCGCAAGCCGGCUUCCAGUUCCCCAACCAGCUACCGCAGCAGAACAUGGCUCCUCCCACCCAACCCCUGUCACAUCGUCGUAAUCAGUCGGCACUCCCGAAUAUGGGUAUGGGACCACCUCCGGCCCCGUCUUCUGGGGCGUCCGGCUCUGCGUUUGGCAACUUUGACAACUCGCAGCAAGCCCACGGCCGAGACAACGCCGCAUCUCGAGGAGGGCGAGGCGGCGGAGGCUCCGGUGGUGGUCAUCAGAGACGUCACUCCUUGGCAUUGGCUGAUGCCAAAAAGGCUGCUGAGAUUGCUCAGCAGAAACGUACCACGACCGGUUUCCAGUUUCCGGGACCUGGCGCUACUGGUGGUGACAAGCCAGAGGAGGAGAAUAGACCCCCUACUCAGACACCUACCGAUAGUCAAAUCGCCCAGGGCUCAACCACGAGAGGAGGUCGGGGCGGUGCGCACGGCAGGAGCCAGAGCAUGGCAGUCGGCCGUGGUGGCGCUGCCGGACGUGGUGGCUCCAUGCACUUCUCGACCGAGUCAACCGGCGGCCAAGGCGGUGAUUUCCCACGCCGUGGCAGCGGUCACGCUCGAACAUCAUCGCGCAAUUUCGAAGGCAACUGGCGCAACCAGGCUCAGAAUCAGGGCCAGGACCAGGCCAAUCUCAAUCAACCCCAGCAGGGAUUCCAGCCGGGGCACCGUCCCCGCGGUUCCAUGAACCAGUCCGUCAAUCUCAACAACUUUCAAUAUCCUGGACAGCCACAACUUGUUCAGAUGCCGGGCCAGAUGCUGAUUCCCGGAAUGUUCCCGGGUCAGCAACUGAACCCCAUGCAGAUUGGCCAGCUGCAGGCGCUUCAGGCUGCGCAGAUGAAUGGCCAAGGCUUUGUCGGUCUUCAGGGCAGCCAGCACGCUCCUCAACUGGCUGGACAGCAGCAGCAGCAGCAGCAGCAACGAAAGACGCUUUUCACUCCUUACCUUCCUCAGGCAACACUUCCUGCCCUACUCGGAGACGGCCAACUCGUCUCUGGAAUUCUGCGUGUUAACAAGAAGAACCGUAGCGAUGCUUAUGUGUCCACUCAUGAUGGUCUCCUGGAUGCGGAUAUUUUCAUCUGUGGAAGCAAGGACCGCAAUCGGGCCCUUGAGGGAGACCUUGUCGCAGUUGAGCUACUCGAUGUUGACGAGGUGUGGUCCCAAAAGCGCGAAAAAGAGGAGAAGAAGAAGCGAAAGGAUAUCACGGAUACCCGAACUGGUUCCACUAAUGGUGGCAGCCAGAACAACAACGGUGAUGAUAGUAACAACGCGGAAGGUGGUAUUCGCCGCCGAGGCAGUCUGAGACAACGCCCAACACAGAAGAAGAAUGAUGAUGUGGAAGUCGAAGGUCAGAGUCUUUUGCUUGUUGAAGAGGAAGAGAUCAACGACGAGCAGAAGCCGUUGUAUGCAGGCCACAUCGUGGCUGUCAUUGAGCGUGUUGCCGGCCAGAUGUUCUCCGGUACACUUGGUCUGCUCCGACCAAGCAGCCAGGCUACGAAGGAGAAGCAGGAAGCUGAGCGUGCUGCUAGAGAUGGUGGUGGCCGUCAAGACAGCCGCCAGCAAGAGAAGCCCAAAAUCGUCUGGUUCAAGCCCACAGACAAGCGAGUGCCUCUCAUUGCCAUCCCCACAGAGCAGGCGCCCCGCGACUUUGUCGAGAAGCACCAAGACUAUGCUGACCGCAUCUUCGUUGCGUGCAUCAAGCGUUGGCCUAUCACAUCGCUCCACCCCUUCGGUACUCUGGUCGAGCAGCUCGGUAGAAUGGGUGACCUGAAGGUCGAGACUGAUGCUCUUCUUCGAGACAACAACUUUGCCUCCGACGAAUUCUCCGAGGCCGUGCUGCGAAGCGUCGGCCUCCAGGAUUGGUCACUUGGGAAGGAGGACGAGGCAGCUAUUGCUGCCCGUCGUGAUUUCCGCACUGAGAAGUCCUUCACUCUUGACAUGGAUGGUUCAGUCGAGCUCGGCAAUGCGAUUCAUCUCAAGACUUUGCCGGACGGAAAGCUUGAAAUUGGUAUCCAUGUCCCUGAUGUCACUCACUUUGUAAAGGCCAACUCGUUGGUCGACCGUGAAGCCAAGAAGCGCGGCACUGCUGUGCAUCUUGUGAACAGAUUCUGCGCUAUGCUUCCACCAAAGCUGUCCAGCGAGGUCUGCUCCCUCACUCCAGGCCAGGAGCGUCUGACCGUUAGUGUGGUGUUCAACGUCAAUCCACACAACGGCCAAGUUGCAGAUAGCGAUAUCUGGGUUGGAAGGAGUAUUAUCAAGAGCGGUGGCAAGAUCACCCUGACUGAAAUUGACGAGGCUCUUUCUGGCCAGGGAUCCUUCAAGCACAGCACUGUUCAGCUCAAGGAUCUCCAGAUUCUGAACGCUGUUGCCCAGAAGUUUCGGGAAGCGCGUUUGGGCGCGGGCGGCGAGCCAAUCGCCCCGCUGCGUCUCCUCCAGCAACUUGAUGACGAGAACAUUCCUAUCAAGCACAACAUCUUCGAUUCUACUUCCGCAACUGAGCUAGUAGAAGAGAUUACGCACAAAGCGAACGCGUAUGUCGCUCAGCGUCUCGCUCAAGCUCUUCCAGAGAAGGCCCUUCUGCGUAGACAAGGGGCGCCUAAUCAGCGCCGUCUGCAGACUUUUGCGGAUCGGAUGACGGCCUUGGGUUACGAGAUCGACAGCUCCAGCAGUGGCGCUCUUCAGAACAGUCUCUUCAAAGUUGACGAUACCGAUAUUCGAAAAGGUAUGGAGACAUUGCUGCUAAAGACAAUGCACCGUGCCAAGUACUUUAUCGGAGGCAAGACUGUGAAACAGCUGUGGCCGCACUAUGCUCUUAACCUACCACUAUACACUCAUUUCACCAGCCCAACCCGGCGGUACGCAGAUGUUAUUGUGCAUAGGCAACUUGAAGCUGUCCUUUCCGAAGGCAAGAUCGAGUACAAUGACGAUCUGGAGAAUCUUGUUAAGACGAUCGAAUCGUGCAACACCAAGAAAGACUCGGCUCAAAAUGCCCAGGAACAGAGCAUUCAUAUUGAGUCCUGCCGCAUCAUGGAUAGAAAGAAGCAGGAAGUCAACGGCGAUCUCAUCAGCGAGGGUAUCGUAAUCUGCGUAUAUGAGUCAGCAUUCGACGUCUUGAUCCCUGAGUGGGGCUUCGAGAAGCGCGUCCACUGUGAUCAGCUUCCACUAAAGAAGGCUGAGUUCAGAAAGGAGAAGAGGGUUCUUGAGCUUUACUGGGAGAAGGGCGUCCCUAGUUCGGCUUACGUCCCAGAGGAUGAGCGACCGAAAGCUGCUGCCUCUGUCAGGAUGUCAAACGCCAUGGCAGCUCAACGACAGGCUGAAGAGGCCGAGCGGGUCAGGAAGGAACGCGAGGAAGCUGCCCGCAAGCAGACUGAGACCGGGACCAUCUCGACGGAUGAUGUCGAUGCCCUCUUUGAUGACGACGAUGACAACGCAUCAGACAUCACCGAGGCAAUGGCAGGCGCUUCCCUAGCUGAACGGCCGACACAGAGUGUGCCGGGCUCACCGACUCGAUCCUCGUCAACUGCAGCCGGCAACUUGCACCGCACCAGAUCCGACUCCAAGGCGCCAAUCACGGAGGCUCCAGAGACACGCCUGACAAACAAAGAGAAGUAUCUCAAGCUCUUCAAGCUAAGAGAAGAAGGCGGCGAGUACAUACAGGACGUGACUGAGAUGACACGCGUUCCGGUCAUUCUGAAGACGGACCUGUCUAAGAGUCCGCCUUGUUUGACCAUUCGCUCUUUGAACCCAUAUGCGCUGUAA